CUUUUUAUCCUUUAUGCGCUUUUUUAAAAUUUUGUUGAAUGCUAACAUCUUCUUUGGAUUUAGUUUCUGAUUUUCUUUUUUUACUAUUUUGAAAUAUAUUUUUUCUUUCAGUUGCUUCUUUUUACACAAAUACGGUAAAAGAAUCAUUAGACGUUGAUAAUUUAACUUUCAUAUUUAAAAUAAAAUAGAAAUUUAAUAACUAAAAAGUAAAGUAUUAAUAUAAUAGAAAAUGCAAAAUGCGUCAUUUUUAACCCACAUUGCCCAAUAUAUCCGCAUCUGUCAAAUCACGUUGUUGUAAUCAAACAUGGCCGACGAAAUCAAUAGAGAACUGUCAACUCGUGCAAGUUUUAACCUCGAGAGUUGACAAAAACGUAUUUUUAAUAUUUCCAAUAUUGACAAGACUUUAGAAAAAUAUUUUCUGUCCCCUAUCAAUAUAGUUUUAGAGUGUUAAUCGAAUUUUUUAAAAGUUAACGCGAGUGAAAUCGAAAUGGAAUUUUAACCUAUAGUUGACGUAAAAAUCUAACCUUUUUUUUAGAAGGGGAAAAAAAAGACAAACAAUCAAGAAAAGUUUUUAUUUUCACCAUUUCCACAAUGUUUGUGUUAUCAAGAAAUUAUUUUACAUUUUAAAGAAAAAAUUUUAUUAACAAUGACACCAAUGGAGAUUUAUUGACAAAUUCAAUAAUUAUGUUAAUCGAUCGAAAAUUUUGGAAGGAAAAUAAAAAUUCUAAUAUUAGACGAUAAAGGAGAGAAAAAAAAGAGUUUUUUCGAAAUUUCUCUUUUUUUUUCUUAAAUUGACUUAUUCAAUUUUUGAUGCUGUCCUAAUAUGGACAUUUUUACAACUAUUUUUAUAUCGUGUGUUACAUUCCUUUGCGGAAUAGGAUGUACUCUUUUGUUCGAAUUUUAUAUAUUCAAAAGAUAUUUGGAAUCGGCUCCAGUGGCGAGUCCACCAAAAAAGCCAGUGCCACAUGGAAAAGCGGCAUUACCUGAGGAAUUAUUGGCGAAAAUGAAGGAGGAAAAAACUGGCAGUCCAAUGAGACAGAAUUUUAAUCAGGGCAAUGAAAAUUUGGCUAUUAAUUUGACAUUACAAUUUUUAUUCAAUGAAUUGAGAAAUGCUGAACGCGUUCGUCUUUGGCUUUAUCGAAAACUUAAUAAUGAAUUUAAAGAAUUAUUGAAUCAGACAACAACUGGUCGAUUAUUCGACAGUGUUCAGUUGCGAGAUUUACACUUGGGAAAUAAGUUUCCGAUGAUAAAGGGCCUGGAAGUUGCGGAUGCGAAAAUUUGCCCGGACACUGGACUUUUGGAGACUCUCGAUCUCUCUCUGGAUUUACAUUACUCAGGAAAUUUUCAAUUAUCCAUAGAUGUUAAAAUGCUGUUAGGAAAAACUGCCUACAUGGCACUUCAAGUGAAACGCGUGACCGGAAAGGCAAGACUCCAGUUUACUCGUGUUCCAUAUACACAUUGGUCAUUGAGUUUCUAUACGGAUCCAAUUUUGGAAUUGGAUGUUCAAUCACAAUUUCAGGGACGACAAUUGCAGCCGCAAAUAAUUUCGUUGAUUACUGGACAAAUUAGACGGGCAGUCCGUCGAAAACACACUCUACCUCGUUACAAGAUGCGAUAUAAACCAUUUUUCCGUAGACUCAACGACGAAAGUAUCGACUUAUCAGAGGUGGCGAGCACUCAAUUAACACCCGGAUAUUUGGAAGUGAUUCUCCUGGAAGUGAGCCGUUUGAAUUUGGAACCAGGAGCAAUUCCAUCGGAAAAUGAAAUUCAUUGUACAAUGAGCAUUGAUUCAACGCCCUGGGUUUGUUUAACGCAAUACAGCGGUGUUCCCUACAUGGUUCUCGAUUUAAUUAUCAGUAAAAUGAGUUCCCAGCAACUUGGCGUUGUCUUCAAGCAGGAGAAUGUCCCUGAAAUUGGGCAAAAUUGCGUUCUCGUCGAGACAAUUGUUGCCGGUAGUCCGGCAUUUAUUGGCGAGAUGAAGAGGGGCGAUAUUCUCGUUGCCGUGAAUGGUAAACGUGUUUCAAAUAUGAAUCAAGUGGCAAAAUUAGUGAAAAGUGCAACGCAAAGACGUUUUAUAAUACGUGUUGAGAGGAGAUAUUUAAAUUCAAUAAAAUCUGAUUACGAACGUAUUUCACUUGAUCGUAAAUCGUCGAAAAGUGAUUCGGGCAUUAGUCGCGGUGAAUUUAUUAAUUAUGAUGAUAGUGGAAAAUUGAAAAUUGAAAAUCAAAUUAAAUUCUCCGAACUUAAGGAACCUGAUCAAGAGACAUUGGAUAAGAAUGAAUUGAUGAGUAAAUUGUUUAAGAGAAGGAAGAGUAGUGCGCAUAAUUCAAUGAUUGAGGAUAUUUUUCAAGCGCCUGAAACACCAUCGAGAAGAAUUUCCACUGUGUCAAAUUUAUCGACUGGUUCAAGUACAAUACAAUCGUUUGUCGAUGAGUGUAUUCCAAAUUUGGCGGAUUUCUAUCAUACGACAAAGGAGAAGGAAUUUGCGUCUGUGAUUACAUUUGAGGAGACAAGAAGUUUUCAGAUUGAUUCCGAGCAAUUGUAUUUAAAUAUUGGCGUGUGGUCGCGAUCAAAAGUUGGCGAUUCAUCGGCAAAAUUAUUGGGAUAUAUUAAUGCGCCGAUUAAAUUAAUUUUGGCGCAAUGUUCCACGUCGUCAACUGGACAUUAUAUCAAGUGGCACGCACUUUUACCGCCAGAUUCCGCAACUGCUACAAAUACGGUGUACUCGAAGCUUCAAGGAUAUUCGGGAUUUGAUCCAACGCUGUGUUAUGGAGAUAUUUUAUUGUCAUAUGGUUGGAUGUCGACAAAUUCACAGAAACAAUCCACUGACGAUAGUAUAAAGAAAGGAUCCGGGGAGAUGGCCAAAUCGCAAGCAGUUGCCAAUGAAGAGCAUGUAAUUAAGAAGCAUGAUUUUAUCCGAACACAUUUUCAUCGCGCCACUCAUUGUGAUUUUUGUACAAAAAAGAUUUGGUUAAAGGACGCGGUUCAAUGCCGCGAUUGCGGUUUAGUGUGUCACAAAAAGUGUGAGUCCCGUUGUCUUGCGGCAGGACCAUGCGGUGCUGAAAGUCUCGCGGCAUUUGAAGCUGACGAAAGUGAAACGAACAUCAUUAGCGGAGAGACGGGACCAGAAAUAUCUCUUACAGGUUGCGAAGAAAAUGUUCAGGCGCCUAUGAUGGCUAUGAAGGCCAGCAUAGCAAACACACUGUUGGGCUUAAAGAAGGCCGGGAGUACUAGUUGUUUGGCCCCACCGAGCGCUGGUACUGGUUUGGCAUCUAGAAGUCUUCCCCAAAGUCCCUGCGCAUCCCGCAAGAAUUCACUCGCCGGUGGAUUGGGAAUAAAUCCUGAACUAUUAGAAGGUGCUGAGCCAAGUGUCGCUUCAUCAUUAAUCGCUGGGGAUUUAGAUGAUGGACUAAUGACAAAAGCCAAAGAUACUGGACAGUAUCUCUACAAAUAUCUCGAGCCACAGGAACGAAUCAAUAAAAUCAAUUCUAUGAUAACGAAACUGAAGACUGCACUUGACGUGGAAACUACCUCAAGAGUUGAAUUAUCACAAAAUUGCGAAUCGGAUUCAAUCAAGUUGAUUGGUCAAAGUGAUUUAAGAGUUCAAGCAUUAAGUGUUUUAUUGUUACACUAUUGCACAGGUUUACAGCACGCGCAAGAAGCUUUUGAUCGGCCUAAAAUUGACAAAAAUUUGUAAAUGGAAAUUGAAUUAUUAUUUUUUUUCUAGGUGUAAUAAUUGCCUGCAAAAGCUCUCUUGUAAUUACGUAAGUCAAUUUCCAAUUUCAAGGAACACUUAAUGUUAUCCAAAAAAAAAAUAUAUCAAACUAGGAGCACAUUUCUCUAUAUUCUAUCAAAGCAAACUUGAUUCAUUACGUUAUAGAGCUCGUGCCUAUUAUAAUAAUUCAAACUAUAUAAUGAAAAUCGUCAAUAUUAAUAAUCAAAUUGUCCUGAUUUGAUUUUUAUUUUCAUUUUUUUCUUUCGUGUAUCAAUUUUUUUUUUUUAGAAUUUUU
This is a messenger RNA of Leptopilina heterotoma, 4010 nucleotides long. It is a transcript of the gene Pdzd8, whose product is annotated as PDZ domain-containing protein 8. The coding region runs from base 824 to 3697 and encodes 957 amino acids. Gene Ontology annotation, biological process: mitochondrial calcium ion homeostasis. Lineage: Eukaryota; Metazoa; Arthropoda; Insecta; Hymenoptera; Figitidae. The transcript is spliced from 9 exons. Gene Ontology annotation, cellular component: mitochondria-associated endoplasmic reticulum membrane contact site. The record is from RefSeq and is a predicted model, not a curated record. Gene Ontology annotation, molecular function: protein binding; lipid binding.